This is a messenger RNA of Parus major (Great Tit), 2127 nucleotides long. RefSeq names its product UBX domain protein 2A (gene UBXN2A). Gene Ontology annotation, molecular function: ubiquitin binding. The transcript is spliced from 7 exons. NCBI's taxonomy places the organism in Eukaryota, Metazoa, Chordata, Aves, Passeriformes, Paridae. Gene Ontology annotation, biological process: proteasome-mediated ubiquitin-dependent protein catabolic process; membrane fusion; Golgi organization. Bases 193 to 1074 code for a protein of 293 amino acids. The record is from RefSeq and is a predicted model, not a curated record. Gene Ontology annotation, cellular component: nucleus; cytosol.
UUCUGAGGGAGGACAGCACUUCUUAGAAGAGCUUUUAAGAAAACACUGAAUUCCCUAGGACACUGAUUCCUAUUGUACUAGGUCAGCAUGUCUCCAGCUGUACUCUGAUUUCCAGUAAUAGACCUAGUCUUCCAAAUCAGUAAGUGAUUGCAGCCAAGACACCUGCACCAUUACAUCAGGGGAAGCACCAGAAUGAAAGAGAUGGACAAUAUCAAAACUGUAAAGAAAGAAUGGGUGUGUAAAUCAGGAACCGAUGAUCAGAUUUUGAACGGUACAGAACAAAACUGUGACUACUUUGUAGAUAACCUAUUUGAAGAAGCUCAGAAGGUUGGUGCUAUGUGUGUGCCCCCAACUAAAGUCAAGAACCAGGUUGAUGUAAUCAUUAAACUUUGGAAAAAUGGGUUUACGGUAAAUGAUGGCGAACUUCGGAGCUACACUGAUGUUGCAAACCAGCAGUUCUUGGAGUCGGUUAAAAAGGGGGAACUGCCUUUUGAGUUACAAAAGGCUUUUGAUAAGGAGGAAGUAGAAGUGAAAGUGGAAGAUAAAAAAGAUAAGGUGUAUUUGUCGUCGAAAAAGCCAAUGUUUCAUCCCUUUUCUGGACAUGGUUACAGAUUAGGAAGUGCUACUCCAAAGAUAAUUUCUAAAGUGAGAGAUGACCAUCCAGGACCUGAUGACAAAAGACACCUGCCUUUAGUACCCUUGAAUGAUUUGGAGCCUAUCACCAAUGUCCAGAUCUGGUUAGCUGAUGGGGAAAGGAUAAUUCAGAAAUUCAAUGUUUCUCACAGAAUUAGCCACGUCAGAGACUUCAUAACAAAGUAUCAAGGAUCUGAGGAAAGUGUUCCCUUCACACUGACGACCUCCCUGCCUUUUCGAGAGCUGCAGGAUGAGACACUCACACUUGAGGAAGCAAAGUUGCAAAAUGCUGUUGUUGUUCAGAGACUUCGGAAAACAACUGAACCGUUCAGACUCUUAGUGAUAAAAGCACCUGACAGUGACUACAAAACUGCUGCUACACCUAAUGGACAGCUCAAGAAUGAGCAAAAAAAUGCUAUCAAUAGUACAAGAUCAAAUUAGCUUUUAACUGACCAAAAAUUAUCUGCAGGGUGAACUAGGCAAAACCAAAAACAUAACCAGCAAUAUGUGGAUGCCCUCACAUCCUCAUGCACUGUGCUCUUAGAGAGCAGAAAGGGUGCUGUGCUGUCAUCUGCUGUAAUAGAGGUAUUUUCAGCUAAAUUGGGUGGUCAGAGCCUGGCUGUGUAAUGUAGCAGGUAACUACAGCAGAUCACCCUUAGAAUUUGCUUAGGUAAAAAGCUUCUUAGUUCUUUAAUAAGUGGGUCUAGGUGGAACAGUUCUCUGAGACUUAACUACUGAUAGCACCUUUUAAGGAAAAAUAGUAUUUAUUUUUGCACUUUGGACUGAAGUAAAACGUUUCACUUGUAUUGUAGUGGAAACUGCUGCAGUUUGCAUUCUUCUCACAGUAACUCUUCAACAACCAAUACCGCAGGCGAGCUCACAUUUGAACUGUAACUUGAAAAUCUUCAGGAUGCAACUUUUAUCACAAGAUCUGCAUUGUAAUAAUGUUCUGUCAAGUCUGCACAUGGUGGUAGGUGCAUGUGUGAGAAGAUACAAAUGAGGUAGUCUAGUGCAUACUGCAUAUGAAGUGCCUCAAAGUAAGCUCUGAAGGAAUUGUUCUUAUCAAUGGUUGAAGUGGUUUCUGCUUCUUUUGGGCUGCUACGGGUGUCUUGCAGAUCAGGUGAUGUUAAACUACCUAGCUCAUUAGCAUAGGGACCCACUUGUGGCUUCAUCACACAGAAGUUUCAGCUUUUUUUUGGCUAUCAGCAAGCAGGAGUAGUAGUUUAGAGGGACACAGUUGUUUUUGUACUAUUCAUCUGCCUCUGUCCUGAACUGCCCAGCUGAUGGAGACACUAAUUGCAUGUGGUCAAGUUUCAAAGAUGAUGUUGAAAAUCCUUACUUGAAAACUGAAGUUUUUCUCUCCACUUUACUCCAUUUCCAUCCAAAACCUUUUAUUUUGCUAUUCAUGUACUCAUGGCAUAAAGUUUGUAGCCAACUAUUCUGUCUUUUGCUAAAAGAGAAAAAAACCAUAAAGACUUAAUAUUUUGUACUGUG